UUUAUUAAUGCCUUCAAGUCUCUUCCUUCUUUUCUUGUUUCUUUGCUUUUGCUGCAAAUUUUAUCCUCACAAAAAAAUGGGGUUUCAAUAGAAAAAUAAAUAUUUUUGUUCAUUAUAUGAAACCAAUGCAGGCAAUCAUGAUUUUGAUGGUGAAAGAGUAAGGUAUAGCCUGGUCUGGCCUGGCCUGUGUUCACUGUUUCAGAGUCAAUUAAACCUUCUUCACCAACCUCCCUUCUCUCCCCAUUAAAGAUAGGGAGACAGAAGAAAAAAAAGUCAUUUUCUUUCUUUUCUUUGUUUCUCUAGUUGUUUUGGUGCACUAGUGAAAGAGAUCAAGGGAAGAAAGUCUUGUUUGUUUUUAGCAAUUGUUUUUUCUAGUAAUGGUUUGCUAGAAUCACCUUCACUUUCCUCCUUUUUCUCGGGCUUCCCUUUGGCACUGAAUGAGAUAAUGGCUUGUCACAUUGUUGCCAAGAAGAGAGGAGUUCCAUCUCAUCUUCUUCUUCAUCUUCAUCUUCUUGUUCUUCUCUCUUUCCUUCUAGUCGCGAAAUUUGAUGUUGUUUCAGGCCUGAAUUACACAAAGUAUAAUAAGCAACUGAGUAGCUUGAGGCUUGAAAGAAUUCAAAAACACUUGGAAAAGAUUAACAAGCCUGCUCUCAUGACCAUUGAGAGCCCAGAUGGAGAUAUCAUAGAUUGUGUCCAUAAAAGAAAACAACCAGCUUUAGAUCAUCCUCUUUUAAAAAGUCACAAGAUUCAGAGAGCUCCAUCAGAGAUGCCAAAGGUGAAAAUGUUGAAACCAGAUGAGGCAAGAGGUUCAAGGAGUAAUGAGGCAGGUGUAAAGGGUAGUGCAUGGCAAAUGUGGCAUAGGAAUGGGACAAGAUGUCCAAAAGGAACGGUUCCCAUACGCCGAAGCUCAAUGCAGGAUGUUCUCAGAGCUAAGUCUUUGUUUGACUUUGGUAAGAAACAACAUGGAUUCAUCAACCCUACUCGCCGUACCGAUGCACCGGAUGUUGUUAGCGGCAACGGACACGAACAUGCGAUUGCAUAUACCGGAACAUCCCAAGAGGUUUAUGGAGCAAAGGCAACUAUUAGCGUGUGGGACCCGUCAAUCCAAGAGGUCAACGAGUUCAGUCUAUCACAGAUUUGGAUUCUUUCAGGAGCAUUCGACGGCACUGAUCUCAACAGUAUUGAAGCUGGAUGGCAGGUCAGUCCGGAGCUUUAUGGUGACAGCAGGCCAAGAUUGUUCACUUAUUGGACGACUGAUUCCUAUCAAGCAACUGGAUGCUACAACCUUUUAUGUGCAGGCUUUGUCCAAACAAAUAGUAGAAUUGCCAUUGGAGCUGCCAUUUCUCCUGUCUCACAAUAUGGUGCAAAUCAAUAUGACAUUACCAUCCUCAUUUGGAAGGAUCCUAAGAUAGGAAAUUGGUGGAUGGGAUUUGGUGACAAUACCUUGGUAGGUUAUUGGCCAGCAGAGCUAUUUACUCACCUAGCAGACCAUGCCACCAUGGUGGAAUGGGGUGGUGAAGUGGUGAACUCAAGGGCCAACGGCAAGCACACGUCGACGCAGAUGGGCUCUGGUCACUUUGCCGAAAACGGGUUCGGAAAAUCAAGCUAUUUCCGGAACCUAGAGGUCGUUGAUGCUGAUAACAGCUUGAGUUCUGUCCAUGAUAUCUCAACCCUAGCUGAGAAUACAAAUUGUUACAACAUCAAAAGUUCCUACAGCACUGAAUGGGGCACAUAUUUCUACUAUGGAGGGCCUGGAAACAAUCCUCGGUGCCCUUGAUCAUUAGUUCCACCGUUGCCAUCGUCGUCAUCGUCAAUAUUAUUGCAAGAUAUAAUUUCUAAGAUGGCUUAAAAAUUGGUAGUGUCAAAAUUCUUUAGUAGUGUAAUUAUUGAAUUAUGCUAUUUCCAAUCUUGUUUUUGCUAAUUUUACAAUUUUUGUUGGUGUUGUGAUGAAGGAAUGUGUAUCAUUAGUAAAAUAAGACGAAGGCAAAUUUGCAUAAACAGGCAUGGAAAUAGCAGUAUUUUGGGAAUAGUGUAUGGCUUAAUGUGAAA
Molecule: messenger RNA, 2049 nt
Organism: Durio zibethinus
Lineage: Eukaryota; Viridiplantae; Streptophyta; Magnoliopsida; Malvales; Malvaceae
Product: protein neprosin-like
Source: RefSeq, a predicted model, not a curated record